Molecule: messenger RNA, 1014 nt
Organism: Babesia bigemina
Lineage: Eukaryota; Apicomplexa; Aconoidasida; Piroplasmida; Babesiidae
Product: glutamine cyclotransferase, putative
Exons: 1
Coding region: 1-1014 (337 amino acids)
Molecular function (GO): glutaminyl-peptide cyclotransferase activity
Source: RefSeq, a predicted model, not a curated record
AUGCGCUGCGAUCGGCGUAGCACGACGCGGUUCGCCAUAGCCUUGGCGUCUUUGUCCGUUCUCACAGCCGUUUUCAUUGCUUGGUUUUACCAGCCACUCUCUCUGUUCAGUCCGGACACUGAAUUCGUCGCUCGAGUUUACUUACCUGAGGUGCAGGGUGUUCGUAUUCCGCACGUAUGCGAGUUUGGCUCCAAGGCAGUUUUGCCAUUCACCCAGGGCCUGCUGUUCACCUCCGAGCAUACGUUGGUGGAAACAUCGGGCCUAUCGUCCCAUAGUUUCCUGCGCGAGUUUUCUGCGUCCACCGGUGCGACGCUCCGCCGUGUGGACCUUCCGAACGGCUACUUCGCCGAGGGCAGCGCACUGGUGGUGGAGCCGAGCACGCUGCGUCUGUAUGUGAUGGUGCUGACCUAUACCGACAACGCGAUUCUGCUGUACGACUAUGCGUCUUUCGCCCUGGAGCACGUGUACAAGAUGAGGUACGUGGGCUUCGGGCUGACUUCCAACUACGACAUUCGUUGCAAAGAUCGUUCGGAAUUCGUAAGGCGCCAGAAGGUGUGGAUGACUACGGGAGGGAGCGACCUGAUAUCGGUGUCGCUGCCGGACUCUUUCAGGGAGGGCACCAUAAACAUCGCCGGCUCAGUGCCCAUCACCCUAAACGGCCGGCGUCUGCUGUACGUGAACGAGAUGGAGUACAACGUGCCGUCCGACACCGUGUACGGCAACAUCUGGGGUAGCGACUACAUCGUGGAAAUAAGCCCGUAUGAUGGCAAGUGUCUAGCUCUGUGGGACCUGCGGACGCUGUCCUCCCAGCAGCCCACGGGCGUGGACGUUCUGAACGGCAUCGCGUGCCACCCAAGCAAGCCCUACUGUAUGGUUACUGGCAAGUUUUGGCCGCAUCUGUACAGCGUGACGUUCCCGAAAGGCUCUGCCAACGCGGUGGACGUCGCGGCUGCGUUUUACGAAAACUUUUGCGCGGCGGAGGGCGCUACAUCAUCACCGCAAGAAGCGCGUUGA